Molecule: messenger RNA, 1300 nt
Organism: Danio rerio (zebrafish)
Lineage: Eukaryota; Metazoa; Chordata; Actinopteri; Cypriniformes; Danionidae
Gene: foxi3b
Product: forkhead box I3b
Biological process (GO): regulation of DNA-templated transcription; tissue development; animal gross anatomical part developmental process
Cellular component (GO): nucleus
Molecular function (GO): DNA-binding transcription factor activity; sequence-specific DNA binding
Source: RefSeq, marked provisional
UAAAAGAGAAGGUCAUCAGAGGACAGGAGAAAUAGAAAACAUAACAGACUUUUUUUCUUAUGCCAACUGGAGCACCCUCAGGAUCGAGCAAUGACAUCCUACGAGUCUCAAGGUCAGUCUCCGACAAGAUGUGGGCCUCAGUUCCCUAGCCUAGGACAGGAACCUCCAGAACUGAGUCUGUACAGCGACAGCUACUAUCCGCCUCCAUCCCUUCCAAGUCCACAAAGAACCAACCCGUCUUCAUACGAACUUGGAGACUAUGCCGCCUCCUCACCUAACCCCUACCUGUGGUUCAACAGUCCAGGAAUGAACAGCGCUCCUUAUCUGGGAGGAACGCCUGGCCCUGCUGGACCUUCUUUCGUUCCCCAGCACUACGGCAUGCAGAGGCCCUAUUUAGGACCUGGGCCACCAGGUGGUCCUGGAGGGGAAUUGAGCUGGUUCUCCAUGCCGUCUCAGGAGGAUCUAAUGAAGCUGGUCAGGCCACCGUAUUCAUACUCCGCUCUUAUUGCGAUGGCUAUACAUGGUGCCCCAGAACGCCGCCUGACCCUCAGUCAGAUUUAUCAGUAUGUUGCAGACAAUUUCCCUUUCUACAACAAGAGCAAAGCAGGAUGGCAAAACUCAAUUCGACACAACCUCUCACUCAAUGACUGUUUCAAAAAAGUUCCACGAGAUGAAGAUGAUCCAGGAAAGGGCAAUUACUGGACCUUAGAUCCGAAUUGUGAAAAAAUGUUUGACAAUGGCAACUUCAGACGCAAGAGAAAGAGAAAGUCUGACAGUCUCCCAGAGAAAAGCAGUUCUGGAGGGAAUGAGUCAGGAGACAGUAAUGGCAGGGGUAGCCCGAAAAGUCAAUCCAUUGACAUUUCCACUUCACCAGAAAAGGGCCCAUCACCCGCAUCCACGGGUCCAUCGCCAUGCUUGAGCAACUUCCUGACUGAGAUGUCUGGAGUUGCGGCCGGAUCUCUUGACAUGGAAGCGGAUCCCCUGAGUCGCCCCUUUACACUCAGUCUGCCAGUAGACGGGGCACAGAGAGCUUCACAAACCACAGGUUUUUCCACCUUCACUCCAAGCACUACGGUGUCCGAUUGGGCUUCACCUCUGCCCCCACCGCCACCCAUGUCCUCGUCACCCUCCCACUCCACGUUAGCUUACAGCGGACCUGUUCUCAGUCAGUUUAAUGGCCAUUUCUUCCCUGGUUUGAGCUCAACGGGUAUUCUUUACCCUCGGGAAGGCACAGAGGUGUAGGAUGGGAAGCAGACGACAGACAAGCUGAUCAACCAAUUCAUGUUACUGACUAUGGGGG